Molecule: messenger RNA, 612 nt
Organism: Lagenorhynchus albirostris (white-beaked dolphin)
Lineage: Eukaryota; Metazoa; Chordata; Mammalia; Artiodactyla; Delphinidae
Gene: TM4SF4
Product: transmembrane 4 L six family member 4
Exons: 5
Coding region: 1-612 (203 amino acids)
Cellular component (GO): membrane
Source: RefSeq, a predicted model, not a curated record
AUGUGCACUGAGAGGUGUGCCAAGUGCCUGGGCAGCACCCUCAUUCCCCUCGCUGUGUCUGGCUUCCUGGCUCACCUCCUGCUGUUUUUCCCUGGAGGAAAAGUGAUAGACAACAAUGACCACCUUUCUGACGAGGUCUGGUAUUUUGGAGGAAUAUUAGGAAGCGGGGUCUUGAUGAUCUUCCCUGCGCUGGUGUUCUUGGGCCUGGAGAACAAUGACUGCUGCAUGUGCUGUGGCAACGAGAGCUGUGGGAAACGCUUUGCGAUGUUCACCUCCACAAUAUUUGCUGUGGUUGGAGUCUUGGGUGCCGGAUACUCAUUUAUCAUCUCAGCUGUCUCAAUCAACAAGGGUCCAAAAUGCCUCAUGGUCAAUAAUAGCACGUGGGGCUACCCCUUCCUGGACGGAGAUUACCUCAGGGACAGGGACUUAUGGAGCCAGUGCGAAAAGCCUGACAACGUGAUUCCCUGGCAUCUGACCCUCUUCUCCAUCCUGCUGAUCAUAGGGGCGGUUCAGAUACUUAUCUGUGCCAUCCAGGUGAUCAACGGGCUCCUGGGGACCCUGUGUGGAGACUAUCAGUGCUGUGGCUGCUGUCGGGGAGAUGGACCAGUCUAA